AUGGCUUCGAAUACAAUCGUGUUUGUACUCGUGAUAUUGGGUUUGUUUUUGUCCCAGUGUCAUUGUCCAUGGGUCAGAACAGGCAAUCCUGGAGGCCACAAAUCGGAAGGUUCUUGCGAAUUGUACCUAACCAGGAACGUAUCAGCCCUUGUCGAAGGAAUACCUGUUCAAUUCGCCUGUUCUGUUGGGCGAUAUUGUAAGCGCGAUGGACGCAUACGUGUGUUCCUCAACGGCAGCCCAACAGAUGAACCAAUAAGCGACGCCUCGACCAGCAACAUGAGCUUUGUUCCUGACAGAAACUACUCGGGGUUGCUGCUGGAAUGCAUGUAUCUUGACGGUGGUCUACAAUCAUUGGUAAAGAGCAUCACAUUGGAUGUGACAUUUCCACCCAAACGAGUCGCUGUGAGUAGCAGCUCAAUGAACUGCAACCGAACCUGCCGUGCAGAACUCAUUCCAUGGCAAACCUACGAGUUCAAAUGUCGAUCAGUUGACUCUAAUCCACCCUGCACAUUCAACUGGACACUCGAAGAUCCCGAUGGACGCGCCCCCGCUAUUACUCCUGAAAAUGCGACCUGGGUGGUGAGCAAAACUCUUGAUGCCGGAUGGGACGCGACCAGCAGUGUCAGGCUGGAGGCUCUGCCGAACUACCACCGCAGAAUCAUGCGCUUUCCACCCAAACGAGUCGCUGUGAGUAGCAGCUCAAUGAACUGCAACCGAACCUGCCGUGCAGAACUCAUUCCAUGGCAAACCUACGAGUUCAAAUGUCGAUCAGUUGACUCUUAUCCACCCUGCACAUUCAACUGGACACUCGAAGAUCCCGAUGGACGCGCCCCCGCUAUUACUCCUGAAAAUGCGACCUGGGUGGUGAGCAAAACUCUUGAUGCCGGAUGGGACGCGACCAGCAGUGUCAGGCUGGAGGCUCUGCCGAACUACCACCGCAGAAUCAUGCGCUGUAGCGUGUUGCAUCCAAACAACCUGACCGUCUUCAGAGAAAUCAGUCAAGUGCUACUUGUAAAUACAGAAGUUGUUGUUGUUGUCUCUACUGCCGGAUCUCCCGGCAUCGCCACUAUACUCAUCGUCGGCUGCAGCCUCGAACUACUAGCAGCACUCUGCAUCCUCGCAUAUGCCAUAAUCAUAAACUACGUGUGUGCGCGUAAGACGGAGAAGAGGGGUACUACCCCUCCCGAACCAGACCAAUCAUCGGCUGUUCAGGGAGAGUGUGACCUGCCUGUUGAUGAGAUCGACGACAUCUCAUUAGCCGAGGACCAUGCCCAAAAGGUUCGAAGCUUUAAACCAGAUCGCAUCACCGUUCUCCACAAACUUGGCGAAGGAGCGUUUUGCGUGAUUUACAAGGGAAUUGCUGACGGUAUCACACAGGAGGGCAGGCAAGACACGGUAGCUGUAAAAAUGCUGAAAGCAUGGGUACCCGGGUCCAGCGAAGUAAUUAAUUUCAUGAAGGAAUUGAACAUCUGCAGAACACUGGAGGAACACCCGUAUGUCAUAAGGACCCUUGGGUGCUGCUUGGAACAAGAGCCCUACUGUCUGAUUUUCGAGUACGCGCCAAACGGAAACCUAGCGAAUUUCCUGAAGGAGAAGAAGCGAGAAUGGAGGGACAAAUCUCAUAUCGCACCGAUCAGCUCCGAUCAGAUCAUCAAGUUUGCCUGUCAGAUUGCCAGCGGCAUGCAUUAUUUGUCGUCAAUGAAGAUCAUCCACAGGGAUUUGGCCGCUCACAACAUCCUCCUGGGCGAGGAUCUGAUGUGUAAAGUUUCAGAUUUCGGCUUCUCUCGUGACAUCAUAGCCAAGGAAUUCUACCAGAUGUCCUCAUCUGGGGCUGUUCCUCUUCGUUGGAUGGCUCUCGAAUCAAUCGUCGACAAUAUCUACACCAGCAAGUCCGACGUCUGGUCCUACGGAAUCUUGUUAUGGGAGAUGGUUACAAUGGGGACCCAUCCUUACCCUGGGAUCGAGGUCGAAGAUAUAAUUGAUGCCUUAAAAAAUGGCAGGCGUUUGCCCCAGCCCUCUCAUUGUGGUGAUAAACUUUACACCGUCAUGAAGGAGUGCUGGCACCCCACGCCAACGUCACGCCCGAAAUUCGAUAGUAUACUUAACGACGUUGUUUCCAUGUCCAACGAUCCAUCGAAAUAUCUCCAGAUGUCAAAGUUCACAGAAGAGUAUUAA
Molecule: messenger RNA, 2175 nt
Organism: Patiria miniata (bat star)
Lineage: Eukaryota; Metazoa; Echinodermata; Asteroidea; Valvatida; Asterinidae
Product: fibroblast growth factor receptor-like
Exons: 14
Coding region: 1-2175 (724 amino acids)
Biological process (GO): cell surface receptor protein tyrosine kinase signaling pathway; protein phosphorylation; multicellular organism development
Cellular component (GO): signaling receptor complex
Molecular function (GO): ATP binding; transmembrane receptor protein tyrosine kinase activity
Source: RefSeq, a predicted model, not a curated record